Messenger RNA from Phalacrocorax carbo (great cormorant), 2200 nucleotides. Lineage: Eukaryota; Metazoa; Chordata; Aves; Suliformes; Phalacrocoracidae. The record is from RefSeq and is a predicted model, not a curated record.
GGGGCCGCUCUCAGCCAAUGGGAAGCUCGGGGGGCGGGCCCCGGUUUCCAGAGAGUUCGGAGAGGGGAGCGGAGCGGAGCGGCGCACGUCAAGAAGCGAGGAAGAUGGUGAAGGAGACGGGCUACUACGACCUGCUGGGCGUGCGGCCGGGAGCCAGCCUGGAUGAGAUCAAGCGGGCGUACCGGCGCCUGGCGCUGCGCUACCACCCCGACAAGAACCCCAGCGAGGGCGAGCGGGUACGUGCGGCCACCCCCGGCACCCACCCAGCUCGCUUUCCCCCCUGUCUCACCCGCUUUCCCCCCCCUCCCCAGUUUAAGCAGAUCUCCCAAGCCUACGAGGUGCUGUCGGAUGCCCACAAACGGGCGCUCUACGACCGCGGCGGGGAGCGGGCCAUGAAGGAGGGCGGCCUGGGGAGCCGAGGAGGAAGCAGCGGAUUCGGUUCCCCCAUGGAUAUCUUCGACCUCUUUUUCGGCGGGGGAGUGCGGAUGCGCAGCCGAGUGGACAGGCGAGGGAAGACGGUGGUGCACCAGCUCUCGGUGUCGCUGGAGGAUCUCUACAACGGCACCACGCGCAAGCUGUCCCUGCAGAAGAACGUCAUCUGUAGGAAGUGUGGAGGCUGCGGGGUGCGGGAGGGCGCCCAGAGGAGGUGCCCCAAGUGCCACGGCUCGGGCAUGGAGGUUCGCAUCCACCAGCUGGGGCCCAGUAUGAUCCAGCAGAUCCAGACGGUGUGUUCGCAGUGCCAGGGCCAGGGCGAGUGGAUCCGGCCGCGGGACUGCUGCCUCACCUGCAACGGCCGCAAGGUCGUGCGGGAGAAGAAGAUCCUCAGCGUUCACCUGGAUAAAGGCAUGAAGGACGGGCAGAAGAUCACCUUCCAUGAGGAAGGGGACCAGGUUCCCGGCCUGGAGCCUGGGGACAUCAUUAUUGUCCUGGAUCAAAAGGAACACCCCGUUUUCCGACGCAGCGGUGACGACCUCAUCGUCAAGAGGGAGAUCAGCCUGGCAGACGCCUUGUGUGGCUGCCGACAGGUCAUCCGCACCCUGGACAACAGGACCCUGCUCGUCUCCUCCCAGCCAGGUGACGUUAUCCGACCUGGGGACCUCAAGUGCGUCCCCAACGAGGGGAUGCCCGUCUACAGGAGCCCCUUCCAGAAGGGAAAACUCAUCCUGCAGUUCCAGGUGAAGUUCCCCGAGCCCGGCUGGCUCCCCACCGACCGCCUCCGCCAGCUCCAGUCCUUCUUCCCGCCCCAGGAGGAGGUGAUGGCCACCGAGGACACGGAGGAGGUAGAGCUCAGCGACUACACGUCCCACAGCGGGCCCGGCCGACGGCCCUACACCGGCGAAGCUUACCACGAAGACGACUUUGAGGAUGGCAUGCGCCAGCACGUCCAGUGCCAGACCUCAUAGCCGGGAGGGCCGGAGCCCCCCACCACGGGCGGCAGCCGGGCUCAUCCCACGGGGGGCCGCAGGGCCAGGGCCGCUCGGCGGGGAAGGAAGGGGGCUCGGAGAGCCGUCAUCACGUUCAGGGAUGUACAUAGGUCGCCUUUCCGACAGCACUUAACCUCCCUCGCCCCCCUCGGGGAGCCGGGCAGGGGGCUGCCCUGCUCUGGGGGGACCCCUGCACCCUGCUGCCAAGGGACGAGGCCCCUCUUUCACCUGCCCACAGGAGGGAGCCACGUCCUCCCUCCGGCUCCAUCUCCCGCGCUGGCGGAGGAGCCGCUGCGCCGGCCGUGGGCUCGGUGGCCAAGUCCAGCCGUUGGCAGCCCGGCGGGCGCGUCCUGCCCUGGACCCAUGACGAGGAGGAGGGGGGGCUGACCUUCCCCGCCCCGCCUCAGUUUCCCCAUCUGCGGUCCCGGUGGGACAAAGCUUCCACAGGAGCUAAUUUGGGGAGGGCAGGAGUCCCCUGCCGGGGUCCCUCAGGGUGCUGUCUGGCCCCACGCCAUGGGGUGCCGCUGCCCGGGCCCCCCGAGGUCCCUUGCUUUGCCCGUUUCUUUCCUUGCUGGAGCCGGGGUCAGGCCUGGGGAGCAGAGGGGGUUUCUCUUUUCUCUUUGCACAGAACAGAAGGGGUGUUUCGGGGGUGGGGGGAGGGAACCCAUCCCUUUAAUUUAUUUUUGGAAGAAUUUAAAAGAUAUUUUCUUUUUUUUUUUUUUUUUGGUUUGGAAGUGGGGAAAGACUUUGUACAUGGCAUUAAAAGCAAGUCCCGA